Catharus ustulatus (Swainson's thrush) is the source of this 1805-nucleotide messenger RNA. RefSeq names its product basic helix-loop-helix family member e40 (gene BHLHE40). The record is from RefSeq and is a predicted model, not a curated record. Gene Ontology annotation, biological process: circadian regulation of gene expression; anterior/posterior pattern specification; regulation of neurogenesis. NCBI's taxonomy places the organism in Eukaryota, Metazoa, Chordata, Aves, Passeriformes, Turdidae. Gene Ontology annotation, molecular function: DNA-binding transcription factor activity, RNA polymerase II-specific; RNA polymerase II cis-regulatory region sequence-specific DNA binding; protein dimerization activity. Gene Ontology annotation, cellular component: nucleus.
CCCGCGCCCCCCGCCAUGGAGCGCAUCCCCAGCGCGCAGCCCCCGCCCGGCUCUGGCAAGCUGCCCGCCCUGGAGAGCGGAGACCUGCCGGGGCUGGACUUCGCGCACAUGUACCAGGUGUACAAGCCGCGGAGGGGUUUGAAGAGGAGCGAGGAUAACAAGGAGACCUACAAGCUGCCGCACCGGCUGAUCGAGAAGAAGAGGCGCGACAGGAUCAACGAGUGCAUCGCGCAGCUCAAGGACCUGCUGCCCGAGCACCUCAAGCUCACGACCCUAGGGCACCUGGAGAAGGCGGUGGUUCUGGAGCUCACCUUGAAGCACGUGAAGGCACUGACCAAUCUCAUCGAGCAGCAGCAGCAGAAGAUCCUGGCUCUGCAGAGCGGUCUGCAGGCGGGUGACCUGUCAUCGAGAAACCUCGAUUCCAGCCAGGAAAUGUUUCGAUCCGGUUUCCAGAUGUGUGCCAAGGAAAUGCUGCAAUACCUGGCGAAGCACGAGAACGGCAAGGAGCUGAAGUCGUCGCAGCUGGUCAGCCACCUGCACCGGAUGGCCAGCGAGGUGCUGCAGGGCGGGGCGCCCCGCAAGGCCGGGGACAUCCCUCCCAAAAUGGUGGACUUGAAGGAGAAGCCGGCGGCCCUGGGUGAGGGCCAUGGGAAGAACUGCGUGCCCGUGAUCCAGCGGACAUUCGCUCACUCCAGCGGGGAGCAGAGCGGCAGCGACACGGACACGGACAGCGGGUACGGGGGAGAGCUGGACAAAAGCGACUCCAAAUCGGAACAGCCCUAUUUCAAAAAGGAUACCGACCUCAAGUACGCUGUCCAGGAGAGAAUAAGCUCUAUUAAGCAAGAGACUGAGGAUCCCCCGGCCAAAAGGAGCAGGCUGGAGUCGCCACAGGACGAGGGCCCUUUUGGCACUGACAUGAUGGGCUCCCCCGGCAGCUUCCUGGGCCCCCACCCUCACCAGCCCCCCCUGUGCCUGCCUUUCUACCUGAUCCCGCCGUCCGCCACCGCCUACCUGCCCAUGCUGGAGAAGUGCUGGUACCCAGCCUCGGUUCCCGUGUUGUACCCCAGCCUGCCAGCCUCUGCUGCAGCACUCACGGGCUUCAUGAACCCCGACAAAAUCUCCCCCCCUCUGCUGAUGCCCCAGAGACUCCCUUCUCCUGUACCGGCCCAUUCCCCCAUCGACUCCUCGGCUCUACUUCAAGCUUUGAAGCAGAUUCCUCCUUUGAACUUGGAAACCAAAGACUGAGCGCAGUGUGACUGGUUUUUCUCUUUUUUUCUUUUUUUGGGUUUUUUUUUUUUUAGUUUGAGAGACUGUUUCACUUUUAUAUAUUGGCUGGACUGAGGUGUGGGGACGAAGUUCACUGUGCGUAGGAAGCUAAAUCCCCUUUUCUCUGGCUUGUCAGGUAGCUUGGAGAAGGAUGAAGGAUGCGCCCAGGUUAGCGAUUGACAGCUACUUCCAAAAGAUUAAAGAAGGGUUUAAGAAGGGUUUUGUGCUUCACCCCUUCCCUUCCUCCCUCUCCACAUCUACAGAGCAGCAGUUGACUCGGUCAGCUGUGCCUCUAUUGCAAAGCUGUGAAGAAAUGUUCCAUGGGCAGACUUGCUUGGAGGGUCUGCCAAUAUAAAAUCCGCGAAUAUAAAACACGGUACUUCCCUGAGCUGCUCUGAGGGCAGCGGCCCUGCUGGCUCCUUGGAGCUGGGCUGGUGGCUGAGUGACCCUGAGCGUGGCGUGGUGGUGGUGGUGGCAAUGCCACCAUGAGCACAGGAGGAGCAGGGCAGUGGUCACUGCAGGGGCAGCAGUGUCACCAG